UGACUCAUGGCAAUGGUGGGGCUCUGGACCGCGGCGACGCGCUCGACCCCGCUGCUGCGUGGGCGUCUGUGUUCGACGCUCAAGCCGCAGGUAGCGGCCUACGACCUAGUGGUGAUCGGUAGUGGACCAUCCGCCACGCAGUGCGCACUCGAGUCUGCCAAACAGGGUAAACGUGUUGCCAUUGUGGACAAGAAGACACGACUGGGUGGUGUGUGUGUUCACACGGGCACGAUCCCGUCCAAGACGUUUCGUGAGGCUGUGCUGCAUCUCUCAGGCUAUCGUCACCAUGGUUUCUAUGGCAAAUCCUACAGUAUGAAGACCGUGACAAUCGAGGAUAUUUUGUAUCGUGUGCAGCGAGUCGUGAGCUCCGAAGAGGACGUGGUGCGCGCUCAGCUGAAAGCUGCGAGAGUGGACGUUGUGCCAGGUUUUGCGCGCUUCGAAAACGAGCACGAGAUCUCCAUCGUCCGAGAUGAGGACGACAAGAAGAAGAACAGCUCAGUCACAGGUCGCAGCAAUGUGGACUCACUCUCUCGUAUCAAGGCCGAUAAAUUCCUCAUCGCAUGCGGUACGAGACCUGCACACAACCCGCUUAUCCCUAUCGAUGGUAAGGUUGUCAUCGAUAGUGACCAGAUCCUCAGUCGCGACAUGCACCAGCUGCCACGUUCGCUUAUCGUCUUGGGCGCUGGUGUCAUCGGCAUGGAAUACGCAUCCAUGGUCAAUGUCGUGCCUGGCCACACAGUCACAGUCGUGGAUGGACGGCCAGACAUACUGUCCUUCUGCGACCGCGAGAUCAUCAGCAACCUCACGUAUGAGAUGCAGAGCAACGGAGCACGGUUCCUACUGGGCGAGACUGUUAAGAAAGUUGAGACGACGGACAAGCGCGUGAAGGUAUUCUUCAACAGCGGCAAGGCACUUAGUGCCGACGCGCUAUUGUACACGGUGGGCCGUCAGGCGGCCACGGACGGACUGAAUCUCGAAGCGGUGGGACUCUCGCGCAACCAUCGCGGCCUCAUCAACGUCAACAAGAAUUACCAGACUGACCAGCCUCACAUCUACGCUGCUGGCGACUGCAUUGGUGCCCCAGCACUUGCCUCCACAAGCAUGGAACAAGGUCGUCUGGCGUCGUGCCACAUGUGGAAUCCGGACGAGGAACUCGCUGCCACGAGUCAAUUGGAGAACGGCAACUAUCCAUACGGCAUCUACACAAUCCCAGAGAUCUCUAUGGUGGGCCAAACGGAGCAGCAACUCACGAAGGAUUGCGUCAACUACGAGAUUGGAAUUGCCAAGUACUCGGAACUUGCAAAAGGCCAGAUGAUGGGGGCCAUGGCUGGUGGCACUUUGAAGAUCCUAUUCGAUCCUGACACACUCAAGGUGUUCGGUGUCCACGCCAUCGGAGAGGGAGCUACGGAGAUUAUUCACAUUGGACAGGUAGCAAUGGCCAUGGGCUGCUCUCUGACCUACUUCCGCGACGCUGUGUUUAACUAUCCAACGCUAGCGGAAGCUUACCGUGUCGCCGCCUUGAACGGACUGGGCCGUCUCAGUCGUAACACUGAAGAACACUAA
Molecule: messenger RNA, 1563 nt
Organism: Phytophthora infestans T30-4
Lineage: Eukaryota; Oomycota; Peronosporomycetes; Peronosporales; Peronosporaceae
Product: pyridine nucleotide-disulfide oxidoreductase, putative
Exons: 4
Coding region: 313-1563 (416 amino acids)
Cellular component (GO): cytosol
Molecular function (GO): flavin adenine dinucleotide binding; dihydrolipoyl dehydrogenase (NADH) activity
Source: RefSeq, a predicted model, not a curated record